AUGGACUCCAAAGCCGAGGGACAACGUCAGGCGAUGCUUGAAAAAGCACGUCGUAAGAUUUAUGAAGAAUCUGAAAGGGAACGACAGAAGAUUGCCAAGCAAAAUGAAGUGCGUGUGGGCUCUGAUAAAUUUGUGGCAACAACCAAUGACAUCGAAUCACAACUGAAAAGCAGCACGAUCGGUCUGACGGAACUGCGUGAUUACAGAAAGAUCAAGGAAAAUUUAGAAGAACAACAAAUGCGUGAAGCGGCCCAAACGGCGCCACUAAGUGAUGAAAAGAAAAAGAAACGAAAGAAAAAGAAAGCCAGUGUCAAAUUAUCGUUUGCCGUCGACGAUGAAGAAGAAGAAGAAGAAGACGAUGAACUUGCAGCAGCUAAAAAAGCCCAAAAGAAGCGGAAGAUAUUGAAGGAUCCAUCAGUGGAUACAAGCUUUUUACCUGAUCGUGAAAGAGAAGAAAUCGAAAGAGUUGAGCGGGAACAAUUGCGAAAAGAUUGGCUAAAGAGACAGGAAGAGAUCAAGAAGGAGACCAUCAGUAUCACAUAUUCGUACUGGGAUGGUAGUGGACAUCGUAAAAAUGUUCAGUGUAAGAAAGGCGAUAGUAUCGCACAGUUCUUAGAAGCAUGUCGCCAACAGUUUCCACAGCUUAAGGGUGUCAAUGUGGACAAUCUCAUUUACGUCAAGGAAGAUUUAAUCAUUCCACAUCAUUACACGUUUUACGAUUUCAUUAUCAACAAAGCACGUGGCAAGUCCGGUCCUCUAUUCAGCUUUGACGUGCACGACGAUAUUCGGUUGAUUAAUGAUGCAACUGUUGAAAAGGACGAGUCCCACGCUGGUAAAGUAGUAGAGCGAUCGUGGUAUGAAAAGAACAAGCACAUUUUUCCCGCCAGUCGUUGGGAAGUCUUUGAUCCAGAAAAGAAUUACGGCAAAUACACAAUCAAGGAUUCUAAAAAAGCUGUGUAA
Zychaea mexicana is the source of this 960-nucleotide messenger RNA. RefSeq names its product FAM50A protein. The record is from RefSeq and is a predicted model, not a curated record. NCBI's taxonomy places the organism in Eukaryota, Fungi, Mucoromycota, Mucoromycetes, Mucorales, Lichtheimiaceae. Gene Ontology annotation, biological process: chromatin organization. The transcript is spliced from 8 exons. Bases 1 to 960 code for a protein of 319 amino acids. Gene Ontology annotation, cellular component: nucleus.